Molecule: messenger RNA, 2053 nt
Organism: Cottoperca gobio
Lineage: Eukaryota; Metazoa; Chordata; Actinopteri; Perciformes; Bovichtidae
Product: collagenase 3-like
Exons: 10
Coding region: 18-1430 (470 amino acids)
Biological process (GO): extracellular matrix organization; proteolysis; collagen catabolic process
Cellular component (GO): extracellular matrix
Molecular function (GO): zinc ion binding; metalloendopeptidase activity
Source: RefSeq, a predicted model, not a curated record
CACAAGUCACACUCAACAUGAAGACUUUCGAUCUGUGCAUUCUACUAAGCCUGGCAGUCACAGUUUACUGUAUGCCAGUAUCCCAGGUUACUGAGCAAGAUGAGGAUUUUGCAAAGAGCUACCUGAAGACCUUCUUCAACCUAACCGAGGAGACUGUCGGCCGGGGGAUCAGCCAAGUGACCAGGAAGCUGAGUGAGAUGCAGAGAUUCUUUGGUCUCCAGAUCACCGGGACGCUGGAUGCUGACACCAUGGUCAUGAUGAAGAAGCCUCGCUGUGGUGUUCCUGACGGCAACAUUGCCCGUUUCUCUACGUUUGGAAACCUCAAAUGGGAGAAAAACAGCCUCACGUACAGGAUAGUGAACUACACUCCUGACAUGUCUGAGUCAGAGAUAGAUGACUCCAUAGAGAAAGCGCUGCAGGUUUGGACCAAAGUCACCCCUCUGAGAUUCACCAGAAUCUACAGUGACACCGCUGACAUCAUGAUCUCCUUUGGCCGCCGAGAACAUGGUGAUUAUUACCCCUUUGAUGGCCCUGAUGGUACUCUUGCCCAUGCCUUCGCCCCGUCCCCUGGCAUUGGUGGAGACGCUCAUUUUGAUGACGAUGAGACCUUCACUUUCCGUUCAAACACAGGCUACGUCCUCUUCAUGGUGGCUGCACAUGAGUUCGGCCACUCCCUGGGCUUGUCUCACUCUGAUGAUCCUGGAGCUCUCAUGUACCCUGUGUACACAUACAGAAACCCUGAAACUUUUGUUCUGCCCCGGGAUGAUGUCAACGGCAUCCAGUCUCUUUAUGGUCCAAACCCUGAUAAGGAUCCCUCUGUAAAAGAACCUGAGCCCCCCACCACCCCUGAUGCCUGUGAUUCAACCAUGGUCUUGGAUGCUGUCUCCAGCCUGCGAGGAGAGAUGCUGUUCUUCAAGGACAGCUUCUUCUGGCGGAGCAACCCUCAGAGCAACACACCUCAGCAAAGUCUCAUCACAAUCUUCUGGCCCAAUGCCCCCUCCAACAUCGACGCUGCUUAUGAAAGCCAACACUCAGACAGAGUCUUUCUCUUUAAAGAUCAGAAGGUUUGGGCUUUCAGCGGCUAUGAUCUUGUACGUGGCUAUCCUAAACCAAUUUCCAGUGUUGGUCUGCCCAAAAGUGUGAGGAAAGUCGAUGCAGCCCUUCAUGACGUGGACUCUGGCAAGACUCUGUUCUUUGUAGGCAGCGAUUACUACAGUUAUGAUGAGGCCAAAGAGACUAUGGACCAGGGAUUCCCCAAGCGAGUGGAUCAGACCUUCCCCGACGUGUCCGGCAAGGUGACUGCAGCUUUCCAGUACAAAAGUUUUACUUACAUCUACAGUGGAGCCUACAUGUUUGAGUACAGUCUGAGGACCGGGAGGUUGUUCCGUGUGCUGAGGAACAGCUACUUCCUGCGCUGCACCAACUUUUAGACUACUUUACUAAGUUGUUUAUGUGGCCACUCUGAAAGAGAAUGAUGGCAACAGUGUUAAAUGGACUGCAUUUAUAUCGGGUCUUUUUAGUCUUUGCGAACACUCAAAGCAUUUUUUUGACACAAGUCAGCAUUCACCCAUUCACUCAUACAAGCUGCCACCUGCUCACCAUGAGCAUUAAACACACACUCGCACUUGAUGUGUGAACAAUUUGGGGUUUAGUAUCUUUUCCAAGGGCACUUAGACAUGUUGACCACAGUGCCUACAACCAAGUGUCCAUAAUUUAUAAUAAUGUACCUUAUAAUAUAAAAUUAUGUUGUUACACACUUGUAGGUAUAUACUGGAUAUAUGCACUUCCUGAGAACAGCACUUUAUAUAUUAUUUUCAUUUUUUAUUUUAAUGCAUUGCUUUUUAACUAUUAGUUAAUUUAACUCACUUAAAUGUCAUAUUCAUUGUUUGAUUUUGUGUUUAAUAUAGUGCAACUGUGGAACUUUGGAGCUUGUUAUAUAAAUUCAUUUUGAAACAUUAACAUUGUUACAAUCGCACAUGAAUACAAAAAGGAAGUGUGAUAAAGUGAAAAGUAAAUGGCUGAAUGAAUUGGCAAAUAAAAGUUUUUUAAUACA